UCGUCUGCUCCCUUCUCCCUGCAGCCUCCUCCAGGCCGAGCCUAUCACGUGCCCAGGGUGGGCAGGGUCCAAGGUCCUGCAGGGCAGGGGCAGUGGAGGUGAGGGCUGGCGGCCUGCUGCAGCAUGAGGCGGCUGUGCUUCCUCCUGGGCGUCCUGCAGCUUCUUGCUGCUGCCACCGCCGUGUACAAGCAGUGGAUCCCCAACACCAAUUUUGAAACCGCCUCCAACUGGGAUAAAGGCAGAGUCCCCUGUGCCAGCAAUGUAGUUCAUUUUGAGAAGAACAAGGUCGUCUCGGUGUUUGUGAGGUCUCCCCACACACUGACAGACAUGUACCUGCCCCUGAAUGGAGAGCUCCUGCUGGCAGCUGGUGCAGGAUUCGCAGCUUUUGAUGGCAGCUGGGAUCCAGGCUGUGACUCAGGUGCAACAGUGAGGUUUUCUGAUACCGAGCACCACACGUGGUUCGACCCCACACUGUGGCAGGCUGUGUCCCCCAGUGGGGAGCUCGAGUCAAGCAGGCACAUCUUUUCUGUGGAUGAGGAACGUGUCCCAUGCCGCUACGAUGAUGUUAUCUUCCAGCCUGAAACCUCCUUCAGGGUAAACGUCGACUCAUCGCAGCAAGUGAUUCAUCUCCGCAGCAUCUCUCUCAUGGGCCAGGAGCUGAGCAGCCCUGAGGCCUGGGCCAGGUACCUGCGGAGCCCCUCCGCCGCGCUGCAGUUCCACGGCAAUGGCACUCUGCAGGUGACGGGUUCCGGCUGCAUGGACAAGUCCGGCUGUGCCUGCGGGAACACACUGGAUGGCCACCGCAUCUGCGCAGCCCUGCUCAGGGCAUCAGGAGGGCAGUGCCCAGCGCUAGCCUGCCGGAGCCCUUUGCAGCCCCUUGGCCACUGCUGCCCGAUCUGCGGAGCCACCAUUAACCUGGAUUUCACACCUAAUUUUGACCUACAGAAGUACCAGAACAGACUGAUCCAAGCCUUGCUGAGCCAGCCCAAGUACACCGGCAUGCAGAUGGCCAUAUCCAAGGUGCAAAAAGAACAGACCUUCCUGGGAGUCAUACCCCGAAGUUCCACUCCUGUCAUCCAAAUUGUGCUGAUCCAUGAGGGAACAGGAGUGCAGACCAGCAGCACUGUGGAGCAGCUGGCAGCAGACAUCAUGGAGGACAUAGCACAGCAUGGUGAAGCACUCGGCAUUUCAAGUGGCAAAAUGGAGGUGGCCACUGGCAACGCUUUCAGUGAGCAAGUGGGGAGCCAUGCAUUGAGCAGGAUCACAAUGGGGACAGUCCUGGCGCUACUCUUCGGUCUCCUGUUCCUUGGAGGAAUGCUCUUUCUCCACAGAAAGGGAAAGCUAAGGUCUCUCCCCAGGUUGCCUGCCCUGCACCUUUCACAACUCUGGGACAGAGUGGAGGAGCUGGCACCCCCUGCACCAGGCAGUGAGAAAGGCUUCGACAACCCCAUGUUUGAUGUGGAGCCACCAAGAGCUGACCAUGGAGAGGAGACACCGCAGGAGAUGGCUCACAGAGACCACCCGGUUUUCUACCUCAACCCUCUGUACGAUGAAAAUGAGACAGAGACCUGAUGGUAUGACCUCAUGCUGAGGCAUCCACCACCUCCAUGGAGACACCACUGCCUCUCCAGCCCUCCCAGCCCCUCACAUUGCUCUUGGGGAGAUACAAACCACAAGCAGAUCCCACCUGAAUAAAAGUGUUCCGAAGAAGGAAAUCUUCGCCAUUAGGGCUCAGC
This is a messenger RNA of Neopsephotus bourkii (Bourke's parrot), 1736 nucleotides long. It is a transcript of the gene AMN, whose product is annotated as amnion associated transmembrane protein. Gene Ontology annotation, cellular component: endocytic vesicle; apical plasma membrane. Bases 124 to 1572 code for a protein of 482 amino acids. Gene Ontology annotation, biological process: receptor-mediated endocytosis; intracellular protein localization. Lineage: Eukaryota; Metazoa; Chordata; Aves; Psittaciformes; Psittacidae. The record is from RefSeq and is a predicted model, not a curated record. The transcript is spliced from 12 exons.